CAUUAAUGCCAGCUCUUAAUUUCUAACCAAGUCUAUAGUGUCUGAAAGCUAGCAUCGUGUUUAUCUCUGAAAAUCCAGAAAUGGCAGCAACAUUGCAAACUCCGCUCUAUGCAGCUAUCUCCUCUUCUCCUGCAUCAUCAUCAUCAUCAUCAUCUUCCAUUCGAACAACAACAUCAUUCUCCUUCUUCCGUUCUACACCGCCACCAACUCUCCUCUUCAACUCCAAAAACUCCUUCUCUUUAAUUCGCGCUUCCUCCACUGACACUGUUAUCACUGAAUUGGAUGCUGUUUCCGCUUUCAGUGAGAUCGUUCCAGAUACCGUUAUUUUCGAUGAUUUCCAAAAGUUUCCUCCAACUGCUGCUACUGUUAGUUCAUCACUGAUUUUGGGGAUAUGUGGUCUUCCGGAUACUAUUUUUAGGAAGGCUGUGGAAAUGGCUUUGGCUGAUUCUGAAUGUUAUGGACUUCAAGAUCCUAAUGCAAGAUUAUCUUGUUUCGCCACCAAGGCUUUAGUGAAUGUUGGUAGUGACAUGACAAAGCUUGUCCCUGGCCGUGUUUCAACUGAAGUGGAUGCGCGUCUUGCUUAUGACACACAUGGCAUUAUCAGGAAGGUGCACGACCUGUUGAAGUUGUACAAUGAUAGUAAUGUCCCUCAUGAACGUCUGCUAUUUAAAAUUCCUUCAACAUGGCAAGGAAUAGAGGCUGCAAGAUUGCUGGAAUCAGAGGGCAUACAAACACAUUUGACUUUCGUUUACAGCUUUGCCCAAGCUGCUGCUGCCGCUCAAGCUGGUGCUUCUGUUAUUCAAAUUUUUGUUGGCCGCGUCAGGGACUGGGCGCGUAAUCAUUCUGGUGAUAAAGAGAUAGAAUCUGCCAAGCUAAAUGGAGAGGAUCCCGGGCUGGCAUUGGUCACAAAGGCUUACAAUUAUAUUCACCAAUAUGGACAUAAGUCAAAGUUGAUGGCAGCAGCAGUUCGUAACAAGCAGGACCUAUUUAGUCUUCUGGGGGUUGACUACAUCAUAGCUCCAUUGAAGGUGUUGCAGUCUCUCAAAGAAUCCGUUGCUUCUGGUGAUGAGAAGUACUCUUUCGCUAGGAGGUUAUCACCGCAGUCUGCUGACCGCUACAUGUUUAGUGAUGAAGAGCUUGUUAAAUGGGACCAAAUGAGCCUUACAAAUGCCAUGGGGCCAGCAGCAGUGCAGCUUCUGACUUCUGGGCUGGAUGGUUAUGCUGAUCAAGCAAAGCGGGUGGAAGAUUUAUUCGGGAAAAUUUGGCCACCACCAAAUGUAUAAUUUUACCUCUUACGAUGUUUAGGCUGAUGGAAUAAACAGAACAUACAGCAGAUGGAGGGAAUCUUCUGUUUGCUUUGUCAUUUCUCUCAUGAACUCUGGAACAUUUUCAGUUUUUUUCCAUGUAAAGCACCCAGUUCCUUAAAAGCAAAAUUUAUUAUCUUUAAGACAAUUUGCUAUUGUCUUGAGUUUAGGAUCCUCUCCUCCAUUACUGUAGUUGUAUACAUAUUUCUAAAAUAUGGCAUUUAUUGAGCAUUUAUGUGACUUAUGCA
Molecule: messenger RNA, 1552 nt
Organism: Medicago truncatula (barrel medic)
Lineage: Eukaryota; Viridiplantae; Streptophyta; Magnoliopsida; Fabales; Fabaceae
Product: transaldolase
Exons: 11
Coding region: 81-1283 (400 amino acids)
Biological process (GO): carbohydrate metabolic process; pentose-phosphate shunt
Cellular component (GO): cytoplasm; intracellular anatomical structure
Molecular function (GO): transaldolase activity
Source: RefSeq, a predicted model, not a curated record